This is a messenger RNA of Tachyglossus aculeatus (Australian echidna), 3093 nucleotides long. It is a transcript of the gene RSBN1L, whose product is annotated as round spermatid basic protein 1 like. The record is from RefSeq and is a predicted model, not a curated record. The transcript is spliced from 8 exons. Bases 1 to 2427 code for a protein of 808 amino acids. NCBI's taxonomy places the organism in Eukaryota, Metazoa, Chordata, Mammalia, Monotremata, Tachyglossidae. Gene Ontology annotation, cellular component: nucleus.
AUGGCGGAGCCGCCUUCCCUCACGGCUGCCGCCGCCGCCCCGGGGGCAGAGCCGGCGGGGAAAACGGCCGCCCGGGACCCGCUGGCGGCCAAGAAGGGACGGACGGAAGAUAAGAAGCAGCAGCAGCAGCAGCAGCAGCAGCAGGGGCGGAGGGUGAACGGGGAAGGGGGCGGCGCGGGAAAGCAGCCACAGCCGCCGCCGCCACCGCCGUCGUCGCCUCAGAGCUACGGCGGCCCCGCGACUUGGAGCUUCGCCGCCCUGGCCGCCGCCGCCCCCAGCAUGUCCGCCGGCUUCUCCUUCUCGUCUCUGCUGCCGCCGCCGCCUCUUCCCGCCCAGCCCCUCCACCAUCUUCUCCUCCCGCCCGACAACGCCAACGCCAAGCCCCGCAGGCCCAAGGAGAAGCGGAGGCACGGACAGGCCCCUGAGGAGAACGGGGCCGGACCACCAACCCAGCCCACCACAGAUAAAAUCAAAGAGAAAAUUAAAGAGAGGGACAAAGAGAAGCAAAAAGAAAAAAAGAAACAUAAAGCUAUGAGUGAGAGCAAGAAGGAGAAUGGAGAGGUCAAAAUACUGCCAAAAGGCGGGAAGGAGAAACCAAAAACAAAUGCAGAAGACUUACAGAUUAAAAAGGUUAAGAAGAAAAAGAAAAAGAAACAUAAAGAGAGUGAAAAACGGAAGCGUCCAAAAAUGUAUAGCAAAUCAAUUCAGACCAUCUGCUCAGGAUUGUUUUCUGACGUUGAGGAUCAAGAAGCCAAAGGCAUCAUAGAUGAUCAUCUAAAGGAUUUCAUGGGGAAGAAUUUGGAUCCCAAGAAGGACUAUGAGUCCAAGAUACCAGAGAACAGUGAGUUUCCAUUUGUCUCGUUAAAGGAGCCACGGGUUCAAAAUAAACUCAAAAGGUUGGACACAUUGGAGUUCAAACAGCUCAUUCAUAUUGAGCACCAGCCUAAUGGAGGUGCAUCAGUUAUCCAUGCCUACAGUAAUGAACUCUCCCACUUGUCUCCUGUGGAGAUGGAGAGGUUUGCAGAAGAGUUUGUGGGUCUGAUUUUUAGUGAAAAUGAAAACUGUGCAGCUUUCUAUGUAAUGGGUAUUGUUCAUGGGGCAGCUACUUAUUUACCUGACUUUUUAGACUACUUUUCAUUUAAUUUUCCCAAUUCGCCAGUGAAAAUGGAGAUAUUGGGAAAGAAAGAUAUAGAGACAACGACUAUGUCCAAUUUUCAUGCUCAGGUAAAAAGAACGUAUUCCCAUGGUACAUAUAGAGCUGGCCCAAUGCGACAGAUCAGUUUGGUGGGAGCAGUGGAUGAGGAAGUGGGAGAUUACUUUCCAGAGUUCCUGGACAUGUUGGAAGAUUCACCUUUUUUAAAAUGUACACUGCCCUGGGGGACGCUAUCUAGUCUAAAAUUAGAAAGCCGAAAAGAUAGUGAUGAUGGUCCCAUCAUGUGGGUUCGUCCAGGAGAACAGAUGAUCCCUGUGGCUGACAUGCCAAAGUCGCCUUUUAAAAGGAAAAGAACUACCAAUGAAAUAAAAAACCUGCAGUACCUACCUCGAACUAGUGAGCCCCGUGAAAUGCUCUUUGAAGACAGGACACGAGCCCAUGCAGAUCACAUAGGACAAGGUUUUGAGCGACAGACAACAGCUGCUGUUGGAGUGCUGAAGGCUGUGCACUGUGGAGAGUGGCCUGAUCAGCCCCGAAUAACCAAAGAUGUAAUUUGCUUUCAUGCGGAAGAUUUCUUGGAGGUAGUUCAACGAAUGCAGUUAGACUUACAUGAACCUCCGCUGUCACAGUGUGUCCAGUGGGUGGACGAUGCCAAACUGAACCAACUGCGAAGGGAAGGCAUUCGCUAUGCCAGGAUCCAGUUAUAUGAUAAUGACAUUUACUUUAUUCCGAGGAAUGUUGUGCACCAGUUCAAGACAGUUUCAGCUGUGUGCAGUUUAGCUUGGCAUAUUCGGCUCAAGCUGUAUCACUCCGAGGGGGACACCUCCCAAAACGCAGCUACCCGUGAAGCAAGCACAUCGCCAGACCCCACGUCUUCUGUCCUCGGACUUCAUUCUGACCACACAAUUUGUACUCUAAGCGAAACCGCCUCCGAUUCCCAUUUUUCAGACACGCUGCAUACUGAGUAUGAGUUCCAGCCGAUAAAACACGAACCCAUUGCAUCGCUAAAAAUUAAGGAGGAACCCAUGAAUGUCAAUAUUCUGGAAAAGACCGUAACCCCUAAUAACACGGACUACCAGAAGGGGAGAGGAAAAUCAGAUCACGUUGAAUUCACAGAGUUUAAGUUUGGAGGGGACUUGAAAUUUGAAACCGGCAACAAGGACUUACAGGAAAAAUUGGGUCCGGGAAGACACAUAAGUCUCGAUGAUACAAGGCAACACAGUUCAUCCCAUCCAAGUCUGGAUAGAAAAGGAGAUGAUGACAUUUUGUGCUAAAUUUGUAUAUAUGAUUUUAAAUUCCUUUUUUAAGCCUAUUGACGUAAUAAUGUCAAAAUUCGUAUAAAGUCUGUGAGGCAAGGCUGUGACUUUGCGCUCAAGUCUGUUACAGAAAGAAUAGUUUAUGUAGCUUUGUAACAUUCCUCAGUGCCUGUCCAUAACUGUGAAGUAUCAAAGCACUUAGGGCCAGAUGCACUGUAAACAUUGCAGGUUUAACAGAACGAAGUCUUUAAAUCAUUUGAGUUGUAGCUUUUAGAAUAGAGCUGACAUUAACAUAUAUAUUUUUUGUAAGAUGAGCCAGAAUUCUUUUUGACAAUUCAAGGCUUUUCCAUAGAGCUUAUUUAUACCAAGUUUUUCAUUUUAAAUGUGUCAGCACUGUAGUGUAAAUAGCUUUUUUAAAAUCUUUUUAGUGUGAUUUAUACUGAAAUGUGGACCACUUAAUAAAGGUUCAUAAUAACAAAUUUGUUUUAUUGUUGGGUUUGCAAAAAGGAAACACUGACAGUUCACUUAAGUUGUCCCCUUGAUCUAGUACAUUUCUCAUUUGUUGGCGAACUCAUUUAGAAGGGAUAUUGGAAUACCAAUAUACUCAUUUGAAUUUAGCGGAUAUUUAAAUUCCCUACACUGCAAAAGUGUUUUCUUUCAAGAUUUAAUUGAGAAUACACACAC